AUGGCCAAGCCCUCGCCCCUCGGAGCCAGCCCUCCCCAGACUCUGCUCCGCGCCCGUCCCACCCUGAGGCUGAGCGGCUCGCGGGACCCCGGCUGCCGGGCCUGGCCGCUCUUUGCCCUGGCGGCGGCGCUGCUGCUGAGGCAGGCGUCGGGCCACCCGCAGUGCCUGGACUUCAAGCCGCCCUUUAAGCCUCCGCGGCCGCUCGCCUUCUGCGCGCAGUACUCGGACUUCGGCUGCUGCGAUGCGCAGCGCGACUCCGCCCUCCUGGAGCGCUUCUACGGCGUCACCGAGCACCUCGACCACGCCGCCUACGCCGCCUGCGCCAGCCACCUGCAGGACCUCCUGUGUCAGGAAUGCUCCCCUUACGCCGCUCAUCUGUAUGAUGCUGAAGACCCUUCUACACCUGUGAAAACUGUGCCAGGACUUUGCCCUGACUACUGUGUGCAAGUGUGGCAAAACUGCAGGUCCAUGUUCAAGUUGCUCUCUCAAGACAGGGAGUUACUGGCCCUGGAAAACAACAUGGCGAAGUUCUGUCGUUACCUUGCCUUGGAGGACGCUGACUAUUGCUUCCCUCACCUCCUGUCCAAUAAGCGCCUUACUCAAAACCUUGGUUUUGUGACAGCCGACACUGAAGGAUGUCUGCAGUUGUGCUUAGUGGAAGUCGCCAACGGGCUUAGGAAUCCAGUUGCCAUGGUGCACGCAAAUGACGGAACUCACAGAUUCUUCGUUGCCGAGCAGGUUGGCUUGGUUUGGGCCUACCUGCCAGAUCGUUCACGGCUCGAGAAACCAUUUCUAAACAUCAGUGAAGCUGUACUUACCUCACCUUGGGAAGGCGAUGAGAGAGGUUUUCUAGGUAUUGUCUUCCAUCCUAAAUUCAAAUUUAAUGGUAAAGUGUUUGUCUACUAUUCAGUUGAAGUUGGGUAUGAAGAGAGAAUCCGAAUCAGUGAGUUCAGAAUUUCUCCCGAUGACAUGAAUUCUGUGGACCAUAGAUCUGAAAGAAUAAUUCUGGAGAUAGAUGAACCAGCUUCCAAUCAUAACGGAGGAGAACUGCUGUUUGGAGACGACGGCUAUCUUUAUAUCUUCACUGGAGAUGGAGGGAUGGCUGGUGAUCCUUUUGGCACAUUUGGAAAUGCUCAAAACAAGUCAGCGCUUCUUGGCAAAGUGCUCCGGAUCAACAUCGACAACAAUGACCGCGGCCCUCUCUACCGGAUUCCUCCUGACAACCCUUUCGUACACGAACCGAAAGCUCGGCCCGAAGUCUAUGCUUAUGGAGCGAGGAAUAUGUGGCGCUGCUCCUUCGACAGGGGUGACCCCUACACGAAGGAAGGGAAAGGACGGCUUUUCUGCGGUGACGUAGGGCAGAACAAAUUUGAGGAAAUUGACCUCGUGGAGAAAGGGAAAAAUUAUGGCUGGAGAGCAAGAGAAGGGUUCAGUUGUUAUGACAAAAAGCUCUGCAUCAAUUCCUCAUUAGAUGACGUGCUCCCAAUAUAUGCUUACCCACACAAAAUGGGGAAAUCAGUUACUGGAGGCUAUGUCUAUCGGGGUUGUGAGUCUCCAAACUUGAAUGGGCUGUACAUAUUUGGUGAUUUUAUGAGUGGGCGUCUAAUGUCCUUGAAGGAGAACCGUGUCACUGGAGAAUGGGAGUACAAUGAAAUAUGCAUGGGAAUAGGACAAACUUGCAUGUUUCCUGGACUUAUCAAUAACUACUAUCAGUAUAUCAUCUCUUUUGCUGAAGAUGAGGCAGAGCUUAUAAUAAAAACACCAACACAACGUCCUAAACUAAGAUCCACGACUCGAGCUCCAGCAAGGGCCAAGGCAACCGCAGAACCGCCUCGCGUCACGACUCCAGACUGGGUGGAACAAAUCUUGACUCUGCUAAGAAGUCAAAACAGAGUGCUGAUGACCACCGCACCACCAAAAACCAAAGCCCCAAAGCCAAGGAAAGGGGGGAGGACAGGGGGAAGGAGAGGGCAGAGGAGGAAGAACAAGCCAACCAGCGCUCCCGCACAGCCACGGAACGGUGCAGUCCGAAUAAUGAAUGGCAACGUGGAAGGGAGGGACCGAGGGAGAGUGGAAAUCUUUAUCAACGGAAAGUGGGGCACCGUGUGCGACGACUUGUGGACUUCCAAGGCAGCUUCAGUAGUUUGCCGCCAGCUGGGCUAUGCUUUUGUGAUCAAGGCAACUAAGAAAGCAGAGUUUGGGGAGGGACGUUCACUUCCCAUUCUUCUUGAUGAUGUUCAGUGCUCAGGCCGGGAGAAAACCCUACUGGAAUGCACACAUGCAGACAUUGGGAAGCACAACUGUUCCCACAAAGAGGACGCAGGAGUGAUAUGUAGUCAUGAGGACGUUACUGAGACUGAACAAUAGGUGGGGUAGGAGCACUGGCUGGCCCCGCUUCUUUCUUUCUAAAUGCCAUUGUCUGAUGUGGGAUGGUGUUUGUCAAAUGAAUACAUCUUGAUUUAGGAGUUGUGUGUAUUGGGUGAGCAAGAAGGGGUAUGCUGUGUAUAAAACUGCAGCGUCUUGGUCACUGAUUGUUUACCGUUUUGCAACUGGAAGAAAAUAUAAUAG
Messenger RNA from Gekko japonicus, 2568 nucleotides. RefSeq names its product HHIP-like 1 (gene HHIPL1). The coding region runs from base 1 to 2367 and encodes 788 amino acids. The record is from RefSeq and is a predicted model, not a curated record. NCBI's taxonomy places the organism in Eukaryota, Metazoa, Chordata, Lepidosauria, Squamata, Gekkonidae. The transcript has 8 exons. Gene Ontology annotation, cellular component: membrane.